This is a messenger RNA of Adineta steineri, 525 nucleotides long. NCBI's taxonomy places the organism in Eukaryota, Metazoa, Rotifera, Eurotatoria, Adinetida, Adinetidae. The record is from the annotation of a GenBank genome assembly.
AUGAAUGAAUUUAAUUUAUCGUCAACAACAUUAGAUGAAAUACAAAAUCAUGAUGAUUUUAGAGUGGUUUGGUAUUCUGCGGACAAUCAUAUUUCCAGUGAAUUAACAUAUUUUGCUCAUUAUCUUGAGAAAUGUGAUUCAAUCGAUACGUGUAAAAAUUAUAUCAGAGAAAUCAAAAGUGAACGUAAAAUUCUUCUUGUUUUAAUCAAUUUGUUUAAACAUGUUGCCGAAUUUGUUGGUGACAUACAACGAAUUCGUCUCGAGUAUGAAAGUUCUCUAACAUAUGAACUAAACUGUUUGUUAAUGCGUGAAAAAGUUCUACCGUCCAAUCAUCAAGAUAUUGGCAAAAGUUUAAAUAAUAUAGGUUUAUGUUAUGAACAUCUUAAUGAACGUAAAUUGGCACUUGAUUAUUAUGGACGAGGAUUAGCUGUUUAUGAACAAUGUUUAUCAGCCACGGAUGAUCGAUGGACUAUACCAUGCAAAAUUGAGAAACUUUCUGUAGAAAUGAAUCAAUUCAAUAUUUAA